Molecule: messenger RNA, 406 nt
Organism: Ichthyophthirius multifiliis
Lineage: Eukaryota; Ciliophora; Oligohymenophorea; Hymenostomatida
Exons: 3
Source: RefSeq, a predicted model, not a curated record
AUGUUCGAAUCUCAUAGAGCUUAAAGGAUUAUUCCUGGAUAUACAGGCCACAUUCCUGCAGUUGAAUAUACAGAAGAUAUGCUUCAAAUAAACUCAUAAAAAUCACAAAUUCCCGGAUAUGCAGGCUAUAUCCCAAGUAUAAAAAGUGAAAAUAUGUUUGGAAAAACUUAUGGAAAAAUAACUUAUUAAUCUAUUACUAAAUAAAGACAUAAAGGAUAUGAUUUACCUCCUUAAUUAAGAUAUACUUCUACAGUUAAAGAUGAAUUUAGAGAUUAAAAAUAUGUUAGAAAAGAAGAACUAGUUAGAGAAAAUACAAUUUAUUAAGCAAAAUUAGAAUCAAAUGGAUUUGCUUAUUCACCUACUAGAGGCCAUUAUAUUGAUCCUAGUGAAUAUGUUGAAAAGCAAU